Cyprinodon tularosa is the source of this 5842-nucleotide messenger RNA. It is a transcript of the gene ibtk, whose product is annotated as inhibitor of Bruton agammaglobulinemia tyrosine kinase. The record is from RefSeq and is a predicted model, not a curated record. Lineage: Eukaryota; Metazoa; Chordata; Actinopteri; Cyprinodontiformes; Cyprinodontidae. Gene Ontology annotation, cellular component: nucleoplasm; cytoplasm. Gene Ontology annotation, biological process: negative regulation of protein phosphorylation. The transcript has 30 exons. Bases 697 to 4728 code for a protein of 1343 amino acids. Gene Ontology annotation, molecular function: protein tyrosine kinase inhibitor activity; protein kinase binding.
CGAUGUUAAGUGGGUGUUGUUACCUAACCUGCAGGAUUUAGCCCUGUCAAAAUCUGCCACAGAUGAAGAGCCGUUAAAGUUCCCUAUUUAUUAGUUAUGGCACACAGAAUGUACGUCGCUAGAGCUACUUUCUUAGUCUCUUCCUUUUUCUUCAUCUAGCGGAAGGUUCACCCUACAAUUAUGGAGAUUUAAAAACGAAAUCGUGAGUUUUGGGGGGAAAGGUGGCCUUUCCCCUCAAGUUGGAUGGUUGGGCUGCUGGAAGAGAAGGUCAGGGUUUUUAAAAUUGUUGCCUUUUGUAAAUGAUUGAAUAGAAAGAUAUUUUUGCAAACCUUGAGAUGCACUAUUUUGUAUGACAAGCCUGUUAAGUUUUUGUAUUGUUUGAAUUCAUGAUGCCAUUAUAUGCUGCGAGCAGCUUAGUCUGUGUUCAGAGCUUGGUCGAAAUGGUGGAUUGAAGCGAGUCACGAAAAGGCUCUGGGGUCGCUAGGGUGCAGUGGAACCUCAACACAAGCACAAUUCUAGCACUCCAUCCCACCUCUACCUUUUUUUCUUGGUACUUUCUUUGGAGAGUUUUUUUGUGUGUUAUUAUUUUGUUACAACACAUCCACACGUUUUUGAGAUUGUUUACAAUUGUGGGUGUCAGAGAGACUCUGUGACGGAAGUACAGGAAACUCCAGUGAAGAUUGUGAAGCGGUCAGGAUGAGCCUGGCAUCUCCAGACUGCACCCCAAAAUGCCGGUCCCAGCAGCACGCAGACCAGGUGGUUGCGGCGCUAACUAGUGGAUCUGAAGGGAAGCUCCGUGCUUUCCUGACUUCUCACUGCCACAAUGCAACCAGUUUGCGUGAUGCCCAUGGUCGCACAGCCCUUCACCUGGCGGCUUCGCUGGGAAAGAAGGCUCUGCUGGAGUGGCUGCUGGAAAGUAAAGGGGCUGAUCUGAUGUUGAAGGAUAAAGAAUCUGGCUGGAAUGCCCUGCACCGCAGUGCCUUCUAUGGACAGAUCCACUGUCUCAUAUCAUUAGUUAAGCAUGGUGGGCUUUUGUCCACCCAGGACAAGGAAGGACUGUCUGUCCUGGACCUGACCAUGAAAGACAGACCGGCACAUGUUGUCUUCAAAAACACUGACCCAACAGAAGUUUACAUGUGGGGAAGCAAUACUAAUUUUAGUCUGGGCCAUGGCAACCAGGAGAGCAGGCAGCACCCUGAACUUGUGGAUGUAUUCGCCAGGACUGGAGUUUACAUCAAGCAGGUGGUGCUGUGUAAGUUCCACUCCGUGUUCCUGUCCCAGAAAGGUCAGGUGUUUACCUGUGGACAUGGACAAGGAGGAAGACUUGGUCACGGAGAUGAACAGACCUAUCUGGUUCCUCGGAUGGUGGAGGGUCUGAUGUCCCACCACUGCUCCCAGGUGGCAGCAGCUAAAGACCACACAGUGGUGCUGACCGAGGAAGGCUACGUUUAUACGUUUGGUCUCAACACCUUCCACCAGCUGGGCCUGACUCCUCCUCCUGCCUCAGCAAAUGCUCCCAAACAGGUGUUCUCCAAAAUGCUGAAAGGUAGAGCAGUGAUUGGAGUAGCUGCAGGGAGGUUCCACACAGUGCUGUGGACCAGAGAGGCGGUGUAUACAGUGGGACUGAAUGGAGGGCAGCUGGGUUAUCUGCUCGACCCAAAUGGGGAGAAAUGUGUGACAACGCCUCGCCAGGUGUCGGCUCUGCACCACAAGGAUGUUGGCAUCGCCAUGGCAGCAGCUAGUGAUGGAGCCACAGUGGUUGUGACUGAAAAAGGGGAUGUUUAUCUGCUGACUGAUUACCAGUGCAAGAAAAUGGCUUCAAGACAGUUGAACAUCAAAAAGGUCCUGGUCAGUGGUGGCAGUUUGGAUCAUCGGGUGCUUCCCCAGAUCCUGAAUGACUGCGGUGGGGAAAAGAUAGCCAUCUUAGCGCUGGAUGAAGCAGGAAGGGUGUUCUGCUGGCGUUCCUCUGGCAGCUCGGUGAGGCAGUGCAGGUGGGCGUAUCCGCGUCAGGUUUUUAUGUCAGACAUCGCUCUCAGCAAAAACGGCUUGAUGUUUGUGACUCCUGAUGGGGAAGGCUUCAGCGGUGUUUGGGCCGGGGAGUAUAAGAAGUACGGAGAGAAAAAAGAGAUGAGCGUGGAGGUUUGCGGUCCUUCGGAUGCCGGCACCAUGUACGAGAGAAUCCGCCUAGAGAAGCUCCCUUUUGUCCACAGAGCGGUCAGCAUCACUAUGGACUCCAAAGGGCUGAACUUUGGCGUGCUUCAAGCUGACCCCAAAACCAGCCUGUAUGAGGUCCCCAGCAUCUCUCCGUCCUCCGUCACCCAUCACUUCCGGAGGCUUCUGGAAGAGGCGGAUGAAACGGACAGUAUCCACGAUGUGACGCUUCAGGCCGGCGAGCGCAACUUCCCCGCUCACAAAUACAUCCUGUCCAUGAGGUCUGAGUUCUUCCGAAAGCAGCUCAUGCCCGAGCGCUGCGGGGUUAACGAGGAGCUGGAUAAGGAAGUGAGGAGGAGCGAAGAUGCUGUCGGAUGCGACUUGCUCAUUUUUGAGAAGAUCCCAGCGGACAUGCUGGAAUAUGCUCUGCACUUCAUCUACACGGACUCUUGUGAGCUUCUUGUGCACGGGACUCGGCCUAGAGGCUCAGGGUUGUCAGCAGACCAAAACCAGGACUCAGAACACGAGCGGCUUAUCAGCAGUCUGCAGGACCUGGGUCUGAGAGGUUGCUCAGCGCUCGAGGUGUACAAUUCGCUUUCUCCCUCAGCCAAAGCUAACAACGACAAGGCAAAGAACAAGGGCUCCAAGUCGAGCAAAAAGGGGAAGGGAGGCAAAGGUGACAAGGCCAGAGUCAAUGAAGGAGGGGCCAAUCCUGUGAAAACCUUACAGGCUGUUGCCAAGAAGCUCGGCCUGGGCAGCUUGUCGGCACGACUGGAUGGUGUGAAGUAUGAAAAUGGAAAGAUCAACGUGGUGCAGAAGAAGACUGGAAGUAAACCCAAAUUCUUCCAGAAAAAAUGCUCCUAUCUCUGUGACGUCACUCUGAAAUCUGAUGAUGGCAAAGAGUUUCCAUGUCACAAAAGUGUCCUCUGUGCAAGAUUAGAAUAUUUCAACAGUAUGCUUGGAAACCCCUGGAUUGAGGCCACGUCUUGCUCUGCACUGGAGCUGCCCACCAGCUCCGAGAUCCUCCAGGUUAUUCUGGAGUAUAUUUAUACAGAUGAGUCUCCCACCAUUAAAGAAUCUCCUAAUGUAGAGUUUGUCUGCAACGUGCUGGUUGUAGCCGACCAGCUGCUCAUCACACGGCUGAAGGAGAUGUGCGAGGUCGUCAUCACUGAGAACUUGACCCUGAAGAACGCAGCAGAACUGCUGGAAUUCGCUGCCAUGUACAACGCCGAGCAGCUGAAACUGUCCUGCCUGCAGUUCAUCGUCCUCAACAUGGCUGCCUUGUUGGAGUCAAAGGCUCUGGAUAUUCUUAGUGAUGAAGUCCUGGUGGAGCUCUCUGCAGCCUACAGGAGGACGAUCCCAGCAAUGCAGAAGCGGAUUAUCACCCCCUAUCCUGGUGCUCCAGACCUCAGUGCAUACGAGGAGGAGGAUCUAGACUCUGCGUUCAGCGCCAAACCAGACGGAGAACUGGAUCAGUCUUGCAGAGAAAUCCUUUUAAAGAAGGCAAAGGUGAAGGCAAAGAAGAAACCAAGGAGACGCUCUGACAGCUCAGGAGGCUAUACGCUCUCUGAUGUCAUUCAAAGUCCUCCUGUUGCAGUAGUGUCUCCUAUCCUGGUGAAGUCGGGAAAGGCCAACUCAACAGAGUCUCUACAGGAGGUCCUCACAUCUGACUCAGAGGGCAGCUACCUGGGAGCCAGCAGUCCCAGAGAUAUCCAGUCUCCUGUCUUCCAUGACAAAACUGAGGAUGAGCGAGCCUUCAGUCAGAGGCUGAAGACCCCACCCAGCACUCCAACUUCCCUGAGAACCAACCCUCCUGCUCUUUUCCCAACUCCCCCCAGCUCCAAUCCAAGAAACAUCCUCAAGUCUGCUUCAUGUCCUCAUCCACCUCCAGUCUUGGAUCUGAGAACCAUCAUGGACAUGGAGGCCAGCUCUCUGCAGACUCUUGGUGCAACUCCUAAAAGCCCUGGAAUGAUCAUCCCCAACAUCAAACCCUCGCCUGUUUCCUCCAAACUGUCCCAGAAGCAGAGGAAGAUGUUAGCCUUGGCCAAUAGAGAGACGGCUGUGGAAACGUCCCCAUCCAAAUCAGCUCCAAUAGUGACUCCGUCUAAAAGCAGCGAUAAGGCCUGGGCAACAGCGAUCCAGUCUCUUCCCUCUUCAUGUUCUUUUCGGGCUCUCAUAAAGGAGGAAGAAAGCCGUUUAACCAGAGCGGGUCAAGCAGGACCACAGAGGGUCCAGGGAUCCUCUGUCAACGUUGCACCUGCAGCCAGGAGGGUGACCUUCAAAAGCUGCGAGAGCGGCGAGCCAGAGAAGCCCAACGGACCCUGGGUGCUGGCCGCAGUGGGCAGCCCUCCUCUCUCCUCCCUGGUGACCUUCGCCUCCAUCGUGGAGGAGGAGAAGCAACAGGAAGCAGCGCUGAUCCGCAGCAGAGAGAAGCCGCUGGCGCUCAUCCAGAUUGAAGAGAGAGCCAUACAGGACCUGCUGCUCCACUACAAGGCACGGAACAACCCAGAUGAGCUGAUAGUGGUGGAGACAACAGCCAGAGGCCCCAUGGCAGCCCCAACCUGGCACAAACACUGAGACAGCCGUUAUCGACGUACCAUCAGAGGGAGGAGGUGGAAUCCACAUCCCGCUUUUAAAAUGUUCUUCUAAGAUUCUGGUGCGUCUUUUUGAAAUGCGAGAGAAUGGCUUCUUUGUAUGUCACAAAGUGCUCCUAAUAGGAACUUUCUGGAUACUAUUUGCUCUCAUAUUACUCAGCAAAACAAAAGGAAAACAAAUGUCCUUUAUUUCGCUUGUUUGUCUUGUUGAAGUUGCCAAAGAAUUGAAAUUAGUUGGAGAACUUUAAGCUGCAAUGCGGGUCCAAACUAAAUAAAGAGCUCGUGCAUGUGUCCGAAUAAGAAACCCAUGAGUGCCAAACUCGGGCCGGCAUAGCGUCAGCUCUAAUUACUGGGCUGCUUCAUACAGGAUCACCCAUCUGGUGUUCCUUUGAACUUAAUCUGCUAAUAAGGGUUUUAUAACAAUAAAAAGAAAAGCUCCAUGUUCCUCAGUAGGAUUAGAAUCCAACCCAAAAAAAAAGCAAGGAUAUGGAAGGUUAUGCUUGUUGACAUCAAAGCACAAAUUCCUCACCUUUAUCAGCAAUCAUUUAGAUGUUACUACAUUUAAUGGAUUUAUAAGGUGGACACGGUGGGAGUUGGUAGUUUAAUUCAUUAGAAUAAUAACAAUAAAAAAGAUUUUUCAGUGUUUGACCUGCUGAGCCAGUAGAUCUAGUCAGUUCUGAUCUCGUCCGGUUGAUCAUUACAAAUGUUUUUUUGUUGACAGAUUUCCUCAGCUGUUAUAUAACCGGCGACGUAGUGAUCACUAGGUCAGCAUCUUUAGAUGGUAAAUAGUGAAAAUGCAUCAUUUGAUGUGGUUACAGCAAACUUUGAGCCGAGGCUCAAGAUGGAAGGAAUAUUGUGAAGUUGGUUAUUAACACUGAUUUCACUUUUCUUCAGCUAAGUUCUGCUUUUUGGUUCCCUUUUGGCUCUUCCCCUGUAGCCAGUGUUAAGUGUUUUUUUUUACCUCAUCUUUAAACAGCAUAUUCUCAUUAUGACAUACCAGAUGUCUUUUUUUUGUUUUAUUUUUGUGUGUCUAUAAAUGAAAGAUGUGAAAACAAACUGGCAUGCAUAACAAUAAAGGAUCUCAUCUGUGCAAUAAA